Molecule: messenger RNA, 684 nt
Organism: Iphiclides podalirius (scarce swallowtail)
Lineage: Eukaryota; Metazoa; Arthropoda; Insecta; Lepidoptera; Papilionidae
Source: the annotation of a GenBank genome assembly
AUGGUGAUGGUGAGAAGUGCCUUCAUCGCCGCAUUUCUCAGCAUACCUAGCCCCGUUGUCGCCUUCAACGGCUUGAAAACAUGGUCUAGGAAGGUCAUUUACGAGAAGAUAGACCUUUGUACACAGUCCUGUUACAGCCAAAUAGUUCCGGGGCUAUAUCUGAGCAAUGCUAGGGCGGCGGUUGACGCAAGCGUCAUCAGGUGCCUUAACAUCACGCACGUGCUCACCGUCGAGACUCAUAAGAUACCAAAGUCGGCCUUCCCAGAUCCCCACAUAGUCACGCUGUUCAUCAGGGCAUACGACUCGCCCGACACCAACCUUUUGCCCUACUUCCCUAUGGCCAACGCUUUCAUCGACGAUGGAAUCAAAAGGGGCAAUGUCCUCGUUCACUGCCACUUCGGUGUUUCGCGCUCCGCCACGCUCGUCAUCGCGUACAUCAUGGAGAAGUACAAACUGCGCUUCGAGGAGGCUUUCUCCUACGUGCGCAGUCGAAGGAGGUUCAUCAACCCCAACCCGGGCUUCGUGAGCCAACUGAGGGAGUUUGAGCGUCUCAACUACGACGUGAACGGUCUACUUCGGCUGGAGGCGUAUUUGAACGUGAAGGCGAGGGAGCACAAAUACAAAAUAGCGUCAAUGGCCGCGGUCUUCGUCGGGCUACUGGUGCCGUUGGCCGUCCUGAUUGCG